This is a messenger RNA of Hippopotamus amphibius kiboko, 1811 nucleotides long. It is a transcript of the gene AAGAB, whose product is annotated as alpha and gamma adaptin binding protein. The record is from RefSeq and is a predicted model, not a curated record. The coding region runs from base 530 to 1150 and encodes 206 amino acids. The transcript is spliced from 10 exons. Lineage: Eukaryota; Metazoa; Chordata; Mammalia; Artiodactyla; Hippopotamidae.
UUUGCCUUUUUCUGUAGCUGCUUGAGGUAUUCUGAGUGGAGCCUUUUAGUUUACUCUGGGAAUAAAUAAUAAUUUUUGCUUGAGCAAAGUUGUUUAUUUUGUUGUGGUAGGAGGACUCUGCCUUUGACUGGAUUGUAUAUUUUCAAGUCUUUAUUUUCUUCAAAGGAAGAAAGAUUGGCCCAGCAAGAUUUACCACGAGGGCCGAGAGUUGUCAUCACAGCUCUCAUCACAGAGUGAUUCAUGAAGUGGUCAGACUAAAGCAGUGACUUCAGAUGAUAUCCUUGGAACAGAAGAUCUUAUUGUGGAAGUGACUGCCAAUGAUGCCGUGAGGUUUUAUCCCUGGACUAUUGAUAAUAAAUACUAUUCAGCAGAUAUCAAUUUAUGUGUGGUGCCAAACAAAUUUCUCGUCACUGCAGAGAUUGCAGAGUCUGUCCAAGCAUUUGUGGUUUACUUUGACAGCACACAAAAAUCUGGUCUUGAUAGUGUUUCCUCCUGGCUUCCACUGGCAGAAGCAUGGUUACCUGAGGUGAUGAUCUUGGUUUGCGAUAGAGUAUCUGAAAAUGGUGUAAACCGACAGAAAGCUCAAGAGUGGUGUAUCAAACAUGGCUUUGAAUUGGUAGAACUUAGUCCGGAAGAGUUGCCUGAGGAGGAUGAUGACUUCCCAGAAUCUACAGGAGUAAAGCGAAUUGUUCAAGCCUUGAAUGCCAAUGUCUGGUCCAAUGUAGUGAUGAAGAAUGAUAGGAACCAAGGCUUUAGCCUUCUCAGCUCAUUGGCUGGAGCAAACCAUAGUAUUGGAUCAGCAGAGACCUGCCAUUCAGAGCAGUCCUGUUUGCCUGCAGCAGAGAGGACUGAAUCCCUCUUGGAUCAUCGAGGUGGUGCAUCUAACGCAACAGACACUCAGGUCGAUAGUAUUGUGGAUCCCAUGUUAGACCUGGAUAUUCAAGAACUAGCCAGUCUUACUACAAGUGGAGGAGAUUUGGAGAAUUUUGAAAGACUGUUUUCGAAGUUAAAAGAAAUGAAAGACAAGGCUGCGACGCUUCCUCACGAGCAAAGAAAGUUGCAUGCAGAAAAGGUGGCCAAAGCUUUCUGGAUGGCGAUUGGGGGAGACAGAGAUGAAAUUGAAGGCCUUUCAUCGGAUGAAGAGCACUAGGUUAUUCACGCUAAGGCUUGGCUAACAAAGACCCUAGCUCUCUCUUCCUGAGAUACUUCCCUGCUCAACCCAGUCAUCUUUUGCUGACUUCGCGUCACCAUGUUGGCCGCCUGACUUGUUCACAGGGUCCCGUUAAUUUUAGGUUUCAGUAGGGGGUAAAGCAGAAAUCUCUCCUCCCUCAGUAUAUUGUAAGGGAGUGCGAAUGACAGUAAGGAGUGAGAAAUUUUCAUAUACUUUUUUGCUCUAGGAACAGGAGUAGGAUGAGGCCCAGAGGCCUGUAGGAUAGGCCCAAGUUAAAGCAGAAGAACCACUAAGCCAUUCCUAGCCAGUCUCUUAAGCAGCACUCCCUGCGUUCACACGUGAUCACUGCGGAUCGGGACCUUGUGUCGCUUUUCCUGGGUUCUGAAUCUUUUUAUGUUAAGGAACUUGCUGCUCUGGGUGUGAUGCUUUUGAUGGGAGGAAAGGAAGAAGCUGCAGAUUUGAUCUGUGCUGUAGUUGAGAUUAUGGGCCAAAGCCACUGGCCCGCAGGUAGUCUCUUGGUUAAAAAAAAAAAAAAAAUGCAUCUGGACAUUUCAUUUGAAAUAUAGUAUCCAAGCUCAGGCUAGAAAGUAUUGAGAAACCAUUGUGAAUUUUUAGACUGUAAUAAGUGAUGCAAGGGUUU